Messenger RNA from Pteronotus mesoamericanus, 2177 nucleotides. It is a transcript of the gene ACAD8, whose product is annotated as acyl-CoA dehydrogenase family member 8. Gene Ontology annotation, molecular function: flavin adenine dinucleotide binding; acyl-CoA dehydrogenase activity. Gene Ontology annotation, cellular component: mitochondrion. The transcript is spliced from 11 exons. Gene Ontology annotation, biological process: lipid metabolic process. The coding region runs from base 103 to 1350 and encodes 415 amino acids. Lineage: Eukaryota; Metazoa; Chordata; Mammalia; Chiroptera; Mormoopidae. The record is from RefSeq and is a predicted model, not a curated record.
CUCCCAGGGCGCGCGGCGCGGGGCGUGGGGAUGAAGGCUUGGCCGCCGGGUUCGGGCUGUGAGAGACGCGCCUAGCGUACGUGCUUCCAGUCCUUGGCUGCUAUGUGGCGGAGUGGAUGCCGGCGGCUAGGAGCGUGGCGCAGCUGCCCUCGCGGUCGUCUCCGGGCCCUCGCCGGCAGCGGCCGCCGGAGCUUGGUCUCCUGCAUCGACCCUUCCAUCGGACUAAAUGAAGAACAGAAAGGAUUUCAGAAAGUGGCCUUUGACUUUGCAGCCCGGGAGAUGGCUCCACAUAUGGCAGAGUGGGACCAGAAGGAACUGUUCCCAGUGGACAUGAUGCGGAAGGCAGCCCAGCUAGGCUUCGGUGGGGUAUACGUACGAACAGAUGUGGGUGGGUCUGGACUCUCACGGCUCGAUGCCUCUGUCAUCUUUGAAGCCUUGGCUACAGGCUGCACCAGCACCACAGCCUAUAUAAGCAUCCACAACAUGUGUACCUGGAUGAUCGAUACCUUUGGAAAUGAGGAACAGAGGCACAAAUUCUGCCCGCCGCUCUGUACCAUGGAGAAGUUUGCUUCCUACUGCCUCACUGAGCCAGGCAGUGGGAGCGAUGCUGCCUCCCUCCUGACCUCAGCUAAACGACAAGGAGAUCAUUACAUCCUCAAUGGCUCCAAGGCCUUCAUCAGUGGUGGAGGCGAAUCAGAUACCUAUGUGGUUAUGUGCCGAACAGGAGGACCAGGUCCCAAAGGCAUCUCGUGCAUAGUUGUUGAGAAGGAGACCCCUGGCCUCAGCUUUGGCAAAAAGGAAAAAAAGGUGGGGUGGAACUCUCAGCCAACCAGAGCCGUGAUCUUUGAAGACUGUGCUGUCCCUGUGGCCAACAGAAUUGGGAAUGAGGGGCAGGGAUUCCUUAUUGCCAUGAAGGGACUGAACGGAGGGAGAAUCAACGUCGCUUCUUGCUCUCUCGGGGCUGCGCAUGCUUCCGUCAUCCUCACCCAAGACCACCUCAAAGUUCGGAAGCAGUUUGGAGAGCCUCUGGCGAGUAACCAGUACCUGCAGUUCAAACUGGCUGACAUGGCAACCAGGCUGGUGGCCUCACGGCUGAUGAUCCGCAGUGCCGCAGUGGCCCUGCAGGAGGAGCGGGAAGAUGCGGUGGCCCUGUGCUCCAUGGCCAAGCUCUUCGCUACGGAUGAAUGUUUUGCCAUCUGCAACCAGGCCUUACAGAUGCAUGGAGGCUAUGGCUACCUGAAGGACUAUGCUGUUCAGCAGUAUAUGCGGGACUCCAGGGUCCACCAAAUCCUGGAAGGCAGCAAUGAGGUGAUGAGGAUGCUGAUCUCGCGAAGCCUGCUUCAGGGGUAGCACCCAGACUCGGUGUUCUCGCGUGCUGUUUAACGUGCACCUUGACUUCGUAUCAAGUCGAUCCUUGUGGAUGGUUCUGCUGCAGACGAGUCAUGGAUGAGACUGAAGGCCUGAGCUCUUGCAGGCCGACCCUUCACCGGGUGUUGGCAGCGCUGUGAGCUCUAGGGCCGGUGCAGCGUCUUCAGAGAGCUGGAGGAGCCACCUUGUUUGGGGGAGAUACAAAAGGACACACUCUCUUGUUUUCCUGGUGCACACAGGCAACCAGUGAAGACACAUCACCAGAUCACAGGCCUCUCUGGAAUCCACAGUAUCUUGAUUUGUCUGGUUCACAGGCUCCUCUUCCAAGGAUUUGGGUACUUCCUGGGAGGGUUUUUCCUAUUUAUAAAGCAAAGACAUGGGAAAGGAAAAUGUAGUAAAAAUGGACUCCUAUCUUUUUCUGUCCUGUGCACCUCAGCUAAAGGGGCAAAAGGGCUCUGUGGGUGCACCUCCUUUAUAGCACACCUCUGAAAGUCAAUCAUGAUAAAACGAAUAUUAGGAAAACUUUGUCCCUAAGCUGUGAUUUAGCGUGUAUGUGGAUGUCUGGACCACCUGAAUGUCAAGGACGAAGGUCAUUUGGAACUUCGAAUAUUUGUUGUUGCUUUCUUUUUUAGAAGCAUGUGGUCUAGGAACGGUAUUCAAAGUUUCUAUAACACUUUCUAAUAAGUACUUUGAGUAUAUUUUUUCCUAUUGGUGUUUCUGUUUUCUUCUUUGAAAUUGCUCCUCUUUUUAAAUUACUGCAUUGAUAAAUAAAGCCUACCCCUUUCUGUACCAUCUUGAAUUCUGCUGAA